This is a messenger RNA of Nilaparvata lugens (brown planthopper), 1214 nucleotides long. RefSeq lists its product as uncharacterized. NCBI's taxonomy places the organism in Eukaryota, Metazoa, Arthropoda, Insecta, Hemiptera, Delphacidae. The record is from RefSeq and is a predicted model, not a curated record. The transcript is spliced from 3 exons. The annotation marks the transcript as partial.
AUGGAUGGUCGAAAACCUCAGUUGGACAACGCACAGUCUGGAAAAGGAAAAGAAGAAAUACCUAUUUUUGACAGCCAUGGAGCAGGGACAUCAGGAAUUCUAUGUAUUGGAAACGAUGAUAAUAAACCCUCGUUUGUGCCCAGUACUACAAAUACUACUGUCGCCGCUUCUGAGUCCAGUUCAGCUGAUGAAGAAAAAUUAAAUCAUGAAGAUGAAAUGUCACAGUCACCUUCACUUCCUGAUCCUGAGACCUCUAGCUCUGGUCAUAAUCAAGACUCGUCCCCAUCGGCUUCUAAAACUACAUGUGAUUUUGAUUUUAAUUUCAACGACCCUGACACCUGGCCAGAAACAAUUUCUGACUCUCAAAGGUGCUAUAUUGUAAAAAUUAGAGUGGAAAAUGAAUACAAACCUGACCUUUCUAAAAGCUUACGAGAAGGCCGAACCCUGACAAAAGGCUGGUUUACAAGAAAGUUAGGAAAUGGAACUAAAGUUAAAAGGUCGUGGUUAGGUUACAGUGAAACUCGUAAUGCUUUAUACUGUAUUCCAUGUAGGUUGUUUUCUAAUACAAUACCAUUAACAGAAGCUAAGUUAUCUUCACUUUGCAAAAAAGAAGGAUUUGUUUCAUGGAAGAAACUAAGUGACAAAAUACCUGAUCAUGACACUGCACCAUACCAUCAAAACUGCUUUGGUCAAUGGAGGGCUCUAGAGGCUAAUCUUUUACCAGGGAAAGGGGGUAUUGACAAAAACUUGCAAGAUCAAAUAAACAAAGAAAUAUCUCAUUGGAAAUCUGUCUUGCACAGCAUAGUUGAUGCUAUCUUGUUCCUAGCUAAACAAGGCAAAUCUUUUAGAGGAACACAUGAAACUAAAGAUUUUGGUGCUCCAGAAAGUGGAUCUUUUUUAAACACCAUUGACCUUAUAUCGAGCCAAAUUAAUGAAAUGAGCUUAGAGAACUUGAAACUCAAAGCUGGUGAGUUGGCAGACACAUAUAAGGAAGACUUGAACAAAAAGGAGUUGAUAUCUGAAAUUGAAAGUUUCAAAGGCUUUGCAUUAGGAGUGGAUAAUAAAUUGAAAACGUCUAGUGCUUCCACUUCAUUAGAACUCAUUUUAAAGAACAAGCUGGAAGAAAUGUACCCGAAUAUCACAACAGGACUUAAAAUAUUCCUCACACUACCAGUAUCGGUUGCUACCGGAGAAAGGAGUUUCAGCAAGCUCAA